CGCGGUCUUACCGUGCGAGAGCCCCUGCGACACCGAGCUGCACUUCCAUGUGCAAAUCGACGUGGCGCGUUGGAUAGGCGCAAUGGACGCAAUGAUGACAGCGACCAUCUCAGCGCUUCCUUCCCAAAACUUGCUUUCCCGUACGCCACUCACUCGCGACAGUGACUCUCUACGCUGCCGUCACGCUUUCGGCUUUGACCUGCCGCGCGAGCGGCUUGCAACCGUCGCAGCGCUGACGCGUGAACGGUGUGCGCGCCCGCACCUAGGAAUUCUCAACCUCCGCUUCUCGCCCGAUCGAACAUGUCAGCCUUCGCUAUGGAUGGCUCACUCAGCAGCUCCGCGCUCGCUAUAUCUCUGAGCUGCAAGAGCGCUUGGUCAUGCCGGUGGCAUUGUCUGGCCUGAUGCAAGAGAGCAACACUCACGAGUGUCGGGCCGCGCAGUUCCGUACGCGUGCCGUUGUACCGGUCGACGAACAUCUAUUGUGCCGCGAUGACGCAGGGGAAUGCCAAAUUAUCAAGCGAUCCUGCAUCCAUCUCCAACCUCAGCAAUCAAAUCACGAAUGCCGACGGCAGGUGCGGCACUCGAACAGGCCGGCGUCAAUGCCAGGAACAAUGAGACAAUGCCAGCCUUGCGGAACAAUGCAUUCGCCAGCAGAAGAUGCAGCGCUUGCCAAAUCGAGAUUGCCGUCCAGGCCUGUGGGUGUGCAAUGUUGGCCUGCUGCGCGCACAUGUCUCCGGGAUUCGAUGCGCCUUUCGCAUCGCACUCAUCAGACUCUGUGCAGCUCAGCUGGUCAGCGAUCUUCCACCACUUCCUCCACCCCAAUCUCCACUUCCGCCGCACUGAAUCUUUCAGUCACGGCCUGACAUUCCCUCUACCCUUUCUUCUUUUCGCAGCUCUGGCAGCAGCACUUUUUACCUUCUUUCCAUCUCACAUACAUUCCCAGUCACUCCUUAGCGAGGGCGCUGAGCGUUCCUCGAAGCUGUGCCCGCUCGACGCAGGGCCAUUCCUCGCCGUUCUUUACAUUUCGACAGGUUGAGCGGUCAAUUUUCAAU
Molecule: messenger RNA, 1052 nt
Organism: Ceraceosorus bombacis
Lineage: Eukaryota; Fungi; Basidiomycota; Exobasidiomycetes; Ceraceosorales; Ceraceosoraceae
Source: the annotation of a GenBank genome assembly